AUGAGUGCAGUAGCUAGUGGAAUGGAAUGUCUACCGCAAGAAGUUUGGUUUGUCAUCUCUUUCCAUCUCGAAUUAGAAGAUCUUUUGAAUUUGAGGAUAACUAGCAAAAUAUUGAAUGGCAGGAUCAAGUAUUAUAGGAUUUGGAGGUAUUUGUGCCAUGUUAACUGGAUACAACAUGAAUUGGAUUACGGUGGUGAUUUGAGUGCCCUGUAUCCUCACGAUAACAACAAUUGGUACAAUUAUUUCAAAUAUAGGUAUGUGAAAGAUAUGGGCCUGUUGAAGGCUUUGAACGAAUUAAGUCAAUUAUCAGGUCAAGACGCAUAUUACAAACAGUUCAUCAAAAUAGUGGAGACAAAUAAUAGUGAUUCAGACUCUGAAAAUCACUUAUUACCAUUAUUAAGUCGAAUAUCAUCAACAGACCUUACUUAUGGGCGAUAUACAUUCGAUAUAGCCGCAAUAGCACAGGAAUUACUUAGUGCUAUGAGACACAAACAUUUUUUCAAGAUAUUGUUCAUAGAUGACUCAGGUACUUAUACUCCUGAAGAAGUAUUUAUAAAACUGUCUGCCAUGGAUCAAUCUUUUGAUAACCUACUGCAUCAGCGGACUGUGACCUACCAUAAAGUGAAUUCGAAACUAAAAGAAUUCUAUAAGCAAACAUUAAGGGAUUCUUUUUUGAAACUACCGUCUAGUCUCAGAGUAGAUAAGAUACUGAGUAUUUUACUCGAGAUCUUGAGACCUACAUUUAUAUCGUCCCACUACUAUCUAGAGGACAUGAUGAUCCUUAGAGUCUAUGCCAAUGAGGCUAAGGGGCAUCCUUUAGUUUUAUUGGCAAUGGUUCAAUCGAUAGCUGCAAAAUAUCGGGUGAGGUCCUACUUAUCCAAGAACUAUCUGAUAAUUAAAGACGAUGAACUUCGAGAUAAGGAAUCAUAUCUAACUAUUUCAGUGGAUGGUGACGGUGGGUUCAAACCAAAAUUGUUCACACGCACUCCCUUAAUCAAAUCCUUGGUACAACACUUACCUUAUUUGCAAAAUGAUGAAACAUUACUUAACAACUUUCUCAAGCAAUUCUUCAAAGUAUUGACCAAUAAGGACUUGGUUGAUGUUUAUUUUGAUGAACUUCUGCCAAAGACUUUAAAUAAAUCACAUUCUGAACUUUGUAGAGAUCUCGAUACAAAGGUAAGAUUAUUUCCUUAUAGUCUCAAACCAGUAUCUGUAGGAACAGUUGAUUACUUUAUCAGUGUGAGAAAUUCUCUUAAAACUCCAAUAAUACCUGUUACAAGGACGAUUUCGACGUUAGUUGACGAGGAAUUGAGCAAAUUCAUUGAUGUUGCAUUUCCGAGUGACAUCACCUAUUUGAAGGGCAUAAAACCCGAUUAUUUGGUCUGUGUAAGUUCUUAUAAAGACUGGUUGUAUAGGAAGUACAGCAUAAUCAUACCAGAGAACGCAAAUCUCAGAUCAAUGAUCGGCAAAUUUAUCAGAUCGAAGAGGGACAAGAAGCUGCUCUGUAUAGCUGGUGUGAAAUCCACACAUAUUAACUUGGACAGCGUUGAAAGCAGUCAGUUCUACUAUAUUGUUAUCAACGAUCUCGGUGAAUUUUACGUAGAAUUGUCGAAGAAUGUAGAAGACUACGAGUGGCACAGAGAUGAGAUCGAACAAUUUCUCAAAAUGAACUCACCAGCAUCAGAACUUGGUCUGGUCUUCAAAAAUGUCGAUUGGGAAAAUCAUAAGCUGGUGCUAAACGAUAGAAUCAAGAAGUCACUCUCAUAA
Messenger RNA from Kazachstania africana CBS 2517, 1767 nucleotides. It is a transcript of the gene MDM30, whose product is annotated as SCF ubiquitin ligase complex subunit MDM30. Lineage: Eukaryota; Fungi; Ascomycota; Saccharomycetes; Saccharomycetales; Saccharomycetaceae. The record is from RefSeq and is a predicted model, not a curated record. The transcript has a single exon. Gene Ontology annotation, molecular function: protein binding. The coding region runs from base 1 to 1767 and encodes 588 amino acids.